Molecule: messenger RNA, 1709 nt
Organism: Magnolia sinica
Lineage: Eukaryota; Viridiplantae; Streptophyta; Magnoliopsida; Magnoliales; Magnoliaceae
Product: syntaxin-61
Exons: 8
Coding region: 176-925 (249 amino acids)
Biological process (GO): Golgi vesicle transport; vesicle fusion; intracellular protein transport
Cellular component (GO): endomembrane system; membrane; SNARE complex
Molecular function (GO): SNARE binding; SNAP receptor activity
Source: RefSeq, a predicted model, not a curated record
GUGGUAGUUAGGAUACCCCAGUCCCUACUAAUUUCCUUCGCUCCUUGUUCCCGCUAGUGAGGUCGGAUCUCUCUCUCACUCUCAGACGGUAGAAGAAGACGAAGAGCCGAGUCUUCAUACGUCCAAGUGCGCGAAGACGAAGUCAGCGGCGCUGGAGGAUGUAAGAGCGGACAAGAUGUCUUCAGCUCAAGAUCCAUUUUACAUUGUUAAAGAGGAAAUUCAGGAAUCUAUCGAUAAACUACAGAAUACUUUUCACCUAUGGGAAAAGACCCCUUCAAAUACUGGAGAGCGAGUUCAUCUCCUGAAAGAGCUCACCGCCAGCUGUGAAAGCAUUGAAUGGCAGGUAGAUGAAUUGGAUAAGGCUAUUUCAGUAGCAGCGAAAGAUCCUUCCUGGUAUGGCAUCAACGAAGUCGAGCUUGAUAAAAGGAGGAGAUGGACCAGCACUGCUCGUACACAAGUUGGCACUGUGAAGAAAGCUGUAGACUCUGGAAAGCAGCAGAGUAAUCUUGUUGGCACCAGUCUGAAUGGGACGCGGCAAGAGCUAAUGCGUCUUCCAAAUGAUCGUUCACAUCAGGCAGGUCAAUCCAAUCAGUACAGAGCUCAAGACAAUGAUGAUUUUGUCUCUUCGGAAACGGACAGGCAGAUGCUUCUUAUAAAGCAACAAGAUGAAGAAUUGGAUGAACUAAGUGCAAGUGUGGAGAGAAUCGGAGGUGUUGGGCUUACGAUACACGACGAACUGAUCGGGCAGGAGAGAAUUUUAGAGGAUUUGAGCUUGGAGAUGGACAGCACCACAAAUAGGCUUGAUUUUGUUCAGAAAAAGGUGGCUAUGGUUAUGAAGAAGGUGAGUGCGAAGGGUCAGAUCAUGAUGAUAGCGUUUUUGGUACUACUAUUUAUCGUUCUUUUUGUUUUGGUUUUCUUCACAUAGGCGAGAGUAUUUGUUAAUCCUAUACUGCCCUAACUUGUUGGUUAUAUGAAGAGGGUAAGAUUUACUGUUUCUCCCAAUGGUGCCUGAGGAAUUCUACAAUCCUUGAGCCAUAGAAAUGCACAGUAUACAUGGUUUUUGUUUUGUCUUUUUUGGUUGUUCAAGUGGGGUCAAUGGUCGCCCAAUCCAAACCAUUGGUCUAUUGGAACCCACUGUGGCUUUACCAUGCCUUGAAAUUCUCUGUUGUUGGAGGAUCCUGCCCACCAAUCUUGUAGCCCUUUUCCUAGAUGAUUGUGAUCUGUUGCUUUUUAUCUUCUUGACUGUCUAUUUGAUAGCUGCAAAGUCGAAAGGUUAGGAUUUUCCUAUUGGGAAGAUUUUCAAGACAAUUGUCCAUCCAUGGUGCGCCCCAACAGACCAACAGCCUGGAUCACUGAACCAUGGGUCCAACUUGUACAAACUGCAAACCAAUUUAUAUUGUGUAUGUCCUUUGCUUGGGGAUCUUAUUGUUCCUUCUGGUGCACACAUGCUAGUGUAGCCUAUGAUAUCUAGAUAUAUCAGAAUGGUAAUGUAUUGGUGUCCCAUAUCUAUCCUAUGGCUAUUUGCUUUUCAACAUUGCCAUCUUCAAUAUAUAGCAUUAAAGGUCCCAUGGUACAUUCCAUGCCAUUUCCCUGCUGUAUCCGGGCUUCAUAGAAGAUUGUGUGGUUUUCAGGUCGAAUGAAACAUAAUAAUUUGUAAGGAAUCAUUUGAGUUUACCAAAAUUGAAACCAAAUAAUGAGGUUUUCUGUUU